AUGCAUAAAGCAAAAACAAAAGUAGCCACUGCGCAGACGCUGUCAGAGAUGCUGAAAGACGAUUGUGAUGUCAGCACGCCACGUCACAGCCUGGACGACGACUCAGACACGGAGUCGGUUGAGCUCAUGCCCGUGGUUACUUCCGGUAAACGCAAAUCGUCCUCGUCAGAACGAGGACAGCAGAAAAACGCAGCAAGUAAAAGAUUUGUAGAUAAGUCAACUGCGGAUAAUAACAACAGAAGCUGCGACGAACUUGUGAAAUCUAGAAAACUAAAUGGUGCGGAGUCGGCAGCUAAAGUGCCGCCUGAGAUGCAGAAUGGUGCAUGUACAAACAAAACGAAAGAAAUCGAUACGUGCGCGGAUAGUAAUCAAUCCCGAAGUUCUUCCAAUUCCAGCGCGGAGUUCAUGCCGGUGAAUAAUACAGACUUUUCUUACGCUGCGAACUCCGAACUCUCCUCGUCUGCCGAGCAGAAAGGGGAGCUAAUGCGGGCCGGAAGUGAAUCUCCUCGAACACCCUCCAGUAGUAGCGGCAGACAAAAUGGCGCUCGUGAUCAGCAUACUUUGACAAGUUCAGCAACUAGGAACGGGAGCAUUGCGCCAGCCUUGUCCAAUAUAGCGCAGCGUUCCCAGCUGCCGCAGCACAUGACUGGCGAGACACAACAUCCCACCAGUGGUGGAAGUGUAGACUGUAAGAGCGGUUUGAACACUAGCCUUUCAACUGAAAAUGGAGGCGGCCAUCAUCGUACGGUGGUGGGACCAGGAAGUGUAUACAGAGACACACAAUCUAACAACUCUCACGUACACCAACACUUCUCAGCCAUAGGCAUACACACAAACGCUAUCUCCACAAACAACAUUAACAACAAUAACAACAACAACAACAGGCCUGGUGGUUCCGGGUUCGAAUCGUACACUCACAGGGGAGAAAAAUCCCGGCCCUCUCCGUGUGCAAGUGCCUCCCCUCCUCUGUCAACGAGUCCGACAAACCUGUCUCAUGAGGGCGGGGCCGCUUCUCACUCGGAGGUUGGAGGGGAUCGCGGAGUGCUGCAUCCUGCGGGAGAUAUUCGCUGCUCUCCUGCCUUGUCCUCUUCUUCCCCCCUGCCUCGAUGCCCAGCUCUUACUUUGUCUGAGAAGUCUUCCUCUCCUCCGCUGUCUAACAAAACCACUUAUAAUCCAGAUCACGGUUCCGGUUUCGAGUCAACGCCGCCCGGUAGGCCUCAGCCUUUGCUGACCUCGGCCUUCUCAGCGACAUCGGCCUUCACCUUGACCUCUACCCUGUCCAAGACACCGCCGACCCCGACGACUUCAGUCAAAAAACCCACGUCAAGACCGUCCUUCCUCAUAUCGGACAUUCUCGGUGACCAAGAGGACAAAAGUAACUCAAAACAUCACCAUCAACAACAACAACAAAUUGACUCAGACAUCAGACCCGCAGCAACAAUCCAAGGUCACUCGCCACAGGGUUACCAUGGCAACGCGUCGGCGUCUUCGCUCCUGUACCAUCACGACAGUUCCCUCAUCGGGCGAGGCUCCAGUAGCUCUGUCCUGCCUCCAUCGUUCGGCCCCUCACAUUUCUCACCCUAUCAUCCUCACCACCAUCCCCAUCCCCAUCCUCACCACAACAACAACAGCAACAACAACAAUCCUAGUCUUCCUCCCCUAAGAGGACUAAACUCGGGUAGGCAUGGGGCCGGAGGGGUGGUGGUUGGGAUGGACGGUGGUGGUGGUGGCGUCGGCAUAAACAGCAGCACUCGGUUCCCACCUCAUCACAGCUUCGAAGAUGAUAUGAUGAAAGACGUUGAUCACGACGAAGAUGACGACGACGACAGAGAAGGAGAUUCGGCCAGUGAAAAGAGUUUCGAACACGACCAGUCCGAGGAGAGGUCAUCUUCGCGGGCCGAGAGCUCUGUGGGCGGCGGUCCGGGGUUCAAUUCCUGCAAGGCCAAGAAGCCCCGCAAGGCGCGCACGGCCUUCACUGACCACCAGCUGUCUGUCCUGGAGAAGACGUUCGAGCGUCAGAAGUACCUCAGCGUCCAGGACCGCAUGGAGUUGGCGGCAAAACUCAACCUCACGGACACUCAGGUCAAGACCUGGUACCAGAACAGGAGAUUCGUGUACGAUGGCUCGAAAUGUGCCACUCACUACAUGCCUUUGGUCUACUGCUGGUCAGACGAAGUUUCCGCUAAGUGUUCAAAGAGUUAA
This is a messenger RNA of Aplysia californica (California sea hare), 2202 nucleotides long. RefSeq names its product hybrid signal transduction histidine kinase M-like. The record is from RefSeq and is a predicted model, not a curated record. The transcript is spliced from 4 exons. Gene Ontology annotation, cellular component: nucleus. Gene Ontology annotation, biological process: cell differentiation; regulation of transcription by RNA polymerase II. Lineage: Eukaryota; Metazoa; Mollusca; Gastropoda; Aplysiida; Aplysiidae. The coding region runs from base 1 to 2202 and encodes 733 amino acids. Gene Ontology annotation, molecular function: DNA-binding transcription factor activity, RNA polymerase II-specific; RNA polymerase II cis-regulatory region sequence-specific DNA binding.